CCGAGAGAGCAUUCACUGCAUAUUGGUGCUUGACGAGCUACACAGCACGUUCCCAGAGCAGCAGGACUCCAGCGCUGGGGCAAUGGCCCAUGCUUUCGUGUUAUCCAUCGUGUCGACCAGUGCUCACGAGCUUUGAGCGACGCUUUAAUACUUUCUCCAGGCGUUUCUUGUCCCACGCAAUGCCUAGCGACGAGGAAUAUAACAGCAGAUGGAUUCAGAUCUGGUCGGACGGCCUUCCUGCUGGCCAGGGUUUCGACGCGUCAAGAUCGGCCCCAUCCUUGGUGAACAAGCUGACAUCUGGACAUCUGAGUGUGCUUGGAAAGCGUGCGCUUGUACCUGGUUGCGGGAGGGGCUAUGAUGUCCUGCUCUUCGCCGAGCAAGGUGCAGAAGAAGCCAUCGGCUUGGAGCUCUCCAGCAAUGCUGUGAAAGCAGCAGAGGAGUAUAGGAGCCAAUCUGGGCUGGCGGAGAAACUGGCCUCAAAAGCUCAUUUUAAGCAAGGCGAUUUCUUUCGGUAUGAGGAUGGGCUGUUUGACAUCGGCUAUGACUACACGUUCCUGUGCGCUAUGCACCCGGACAUGAGGAGCCGGUGGGCCGAGGCAUGGGCGCGCCAGAUCAGGCCCGGGGGUGAAUUAGUAACCCUCAUGUUCCCUGUAGAUCCUGCCAGGCCACGCGACGAGGGGCCGCCGUUCCCUCUCACCCCUGAGCUCUACACCGAGCUGCUGUCUCCCCACGGCUUUGAGAGGGCUUUCUUUGAGGCAGUGCCUGAGGACCAGAGCCAUGAGGGCCGGCAGGGCAAGGAGUUCAUUGCACGCUGGGUCAAGGCCUAGGUUGAAGAAUUCUGUUGUAUCGUUGAACUCAAUCGUUGACAAGCCUCAGUUGCGCUAUUCUCUGCCGUGGGUCGGCAGAGCUUACUGUGAGUGCACUGGCGGCUCGCCAUGGCUGAUAUAAAAGUACUCCAGGAGUGAAGCAGGUCCUUUUAAUUGCUUCUCUAUCUGUGCAAGCAGUGCCAUGUUCGUUAACAAAGGGACGAGUCAAAUUUGCAUCCACCGCGGGAGGAGCCCUUCCGCUUGGCAAGAAGAGAGAGCUCUUGUUAUUAUCUUAGUAACAGAUUCUGAGUG
Molecule: messenger RNA, 1118 nt
Organism: Coccomyxa subellipsoidea C-169
Lineage: Eukaryota; Viridiplantae; Chlorophyta; Trebouxiophyceae; Coccomyxaceae
Product: S-adenosyl-L-methionine-dependent methyltransferase
Exons: 7
Coding region: 90-827 (245 amino acids)
Molecular function (GO): S-adenosylmethionine-dependent methyltransferase activity
Source: RefSeq, a predicted model, not a curated record